Molecule: messenger RNA, 1206 nt
Organism: Manihot esculenta (cassava)
Lineage: Eukaryota; Viridiplantae; Streptophyta; Magnoliopsida; Malpighiales; Euphorbiaceae
Product: pupal cuticle protein 36-like
Exons: 2
Source: RefSeq, a predicted model, not a curated record
AUGUUCUUAGUUAGCAAACUUAUCUUGGAGCUCCGGGACUCACAUUGUAAAGGGUUCAGGGUUCAGGGCUCAGGGCUCAGGGCUCAGGGCUCAGGGUUCAGGGCUCAGGCUCAGGGCUCAGGGCUCAGGGCUCAGGGCUCAGGGCUCAGGGCUCAGGGCUCAGGGCUCAGGGCUCAGGGCUCAGGGAUCAGGGCUCAGGGCUCAGGGUUCAGGGCUCAGGGUUCAGGGUUCAGGGUUCAGGGUUCAGGGUUCAGGGCUCAGGGCUCAGGGCUCAGGGUUCAGGGCUCAGGCUCAGGGCUCAGGGCUCAGGGAUCAGGGCUCAGGGAUCAGGGCUCAGGGAUCAGGGCUCAGGGAUCAGGGCUCAGGGAUCAGGGAUCAGGGCUCAGGGCUCAGGGCUCAGGGCUCAGGGCUCAGGGCUCAGGGCUCAGGGCUCAGGGCUCAGGGCUCAGGGCUCAGGGCUCAGGGCUCAGGGCUCAGGGCUCAGGGCUCAGGGCUCAGGGCUCAGGGCUCAGGGCUCAGGGCUCAGGGCUCAGGGCUCAGGGCUCAGGGCUCAGGGCUCAGGGCUCAGGGCUCAGGGCUCAGGGCUCAGGGCUCAGGGCUCAGGGCUCAGGGCUCAGGGCUCAGGGCUCAGGGCUCAGGGCUCAGGGCUCAGGGCUCAGGGCUCAGGGCUCAGGGCUCAGGGCUCAGGGCUCAGGGCUCAGGGCUCAGGGCUCAGGGCUCAGGGCUCAGGGCUCAGGGCUCAGGGCUCAGGGCUCAGGGCUCAGGGCUCAGGGCUCAGGGCUCAGGGCUCAGGGCUCAGGGCUCAGGGCUCAGGGCUCAGGGCUCAGGGCUCAGGGCUCAGGGCUCAGGGCUCAGGGCUCAGGGCUCAGGGCUCAGGGCUCAGGGCUCAGGGCUCAGGGCUCAGGGCUCAGGGCUCAGGGCUCAGGGCUCAGGGCUCAGGGCUCAGGGCUCAGGGCUCAGGGCUCAGGGCUCAGGGCUCAGGGCUCAGGGCUCAGGGCUCAGGGCUCAGGGCUCAGGGCUCAGGGCUCAGGGCUCAGGGCUCAGGGCUCAGGGCUCAGGGCUCAGGGCUCAGGGCUCAGGGCUCAGGGCUCAGGGCUCAGGGCUCAGGGCUCAGGGCUCAGGGCUCAGGGCUCAGGGCUCAGGGCUCAGGGCUCAGGGCUCAGGGCUCAGGGCUCAGGGCUCAGGGCUCAGGGUUCAGGGUUCAGG